Symbiodinium sp. CCMP2456 is the source of this 1437-nucleotide messenger RNA. The record is from the annotation of a GenBank genome assembly. NCBI's taxonomy places the organism in Eukaryota, Dinophyceae, Suessiales, Symbiodiniaceae.
AUGGCUCCGAGAAGAAGAGCCGGGGCGGAGGAGGAGGAGGACGAGGAGGACGCCUUCGGAAGCGCGGGCUCCCACAUCUCCGACAGCGAGCCCAGCGAGGACGAGAAGGAGAAGGCAACGAAGCCCGCGAAAUCGUCCGAGGAAGGAGCGCCGCCAGCUGAUUCGGCUAAGAAGGAAGAAGUCGGCGAGGAAGCUGAGGAGGUCAACGCAGAGGCCCCGGAGGAUACCCAGGCCGAGGCACAGCCCGAGGCCAAGGAGACCCAGGAGGGCGAGGAGACCCAGGAGCCCCAGGAGGCCCAGGAGGAAGAGGCCGAAGAGGCCAAGGAGGCGCAGGAGGCCAAGGAGGCCAAGGAGGCCAAGGAGGCGCGGAGAAAAGCCAAAAAGGCCAAGAAGAAGGCCAAAGAAGCCGAUGAGGCAGAAGAAGAGGAGGCUUAUGAGGAGGUUGAUGAAGAUGCAGAUGAUGCAGACGGAGAAGCUGUGCAACGCAGAGCCAAGGAUGGUUACGAGGAGUCCAGGUACAAGGGGCCCGAGACAGUUCCUCGGGACAACCGGUACUUCCUUCAUGACGACCGGCAGGCAGAUGAUGAAGGCAAAGAAGAAGACGAUGAGGAGAAGAAGGAAGACAAAAAGGAGAAGCGUGAGGAACGCCGAGGGGACAAGCCGUCGCCAGACGACGAGGGCAAGUGGCUGCACGACAAGUACUUCGAGCUCCUUGAGGAAAAGCCCAGGGCCAAAGCACCUCUGGCGUGGUCCCGCGGUCAGGAUGGCGAUCACGGCGAUUGGUACAGUUCUGACUCGCGCCAGGGCCGGGCGCGAACCCUGAAGACAUGGAUGCCGAAGAUGCCCGAGUCGAAGGAUCAAUGGGAAGAGGAUUGGGAAGACGACAACAAACGGAAGGGGAAGAAGUGGACCAGCGAGAAGUAUGACAGCUACGAAAAGUACGACAAGCGCGACAAAGGCGGCAAAAGCGGCAAGUACAGCAAGUACGACGACUACGAUGAAUAUGAUGCGUCGGAAUCAUGGGAGAGAGACAGAAAAGGCGGUUCGAACGGCAAGGACGCUUGGUCAGGUUGGUCUGCCGGCGGUGGAAAAAGCAGCGGCAAAGGCCGGCGGAGGGAGGAGGAGUGGGAAGAUGAGGAGGAGUGGCACGACGACCGAUGGCACGCGAGCUCCAGCAAGAAUGGAUACAACAACGGUAGAAGCAAGGGUGGGCAUUCGAGACGCGACGAAGGAGAUGACUGGGACAAGAAGCGUGGCUACGAUGAUUAUGAUUACGACUACGACUACGAGGAAGACCAGGGAUGGAGAAAGCGUGACCACGGCGAUCGCAGUGGCCGGGAUGAUGGCCGUCGCCGCGGUUCCUGGCGGGAAGAUCGUGAGGAAGAGCCACGGCCCAGCCGGCGCGGAGUUACCCGGUACUCCCAGAUGACCUUCUGA